Messenger RNA from Sclerotinia borealis F-4128, 2163 nucleotides. The record is from the annotation of a GenBank genome assembly. NCBI's taxonomy places the organism in Eukaryota, Fungi, Ascomycota, Leotiomycetes, Helotiales, Sclerotiniaceae.
AUGUCUUCCAUGCUUAGGAAAGGUGGAAAGUCAUUCAAGCCAAGCGCUCGCCCUCGACCAAAUGCUACGAGGCCUUCUCAAUCACAACCUGCUACACGCCCAGGUUCUGAUAUUCAAUCACAGACAACAGUAUCUGCGACGCAAUUAUCCAAUUCUACACCUACGUUCACCGAAAAUAUAGCGGAGAAAGAAACUUCGCAAUCGAUACAAGUAACCCCUCAAUCAAAACCGACUCCGCAAGCUCAACCUCAAACACCACUUAGCACUGCGAACAAUGAUAAUACCCCUGCAAUCGAAACCACGGCCAAAAGAAAGGUCGGGGCAGAUGAAGUUGAGACCACGGCUCAACUCGAGCACCCACCUUCGAAGGCCCGCAAGUUAACCCCUCCUUCGGAUCAAGUGCACCAUUUCGAAAAAAGCGCGUCCUCGGAAACGGUUCCAGCUGCGUCUGCGAGCGCAUCCGCAGCACCCGAUCAACCAUCAAGGUCUACUCAACAAACAUCAUCACAAACCGAAGCAGCGUCGGCUUCUUUAAAUACACAAGGAUCGAUUCAACCAAGUCCUAUUGGACAGGACCAGGUGACUGACAAAGAAUUGCCUUCAAGUAGCUCUUCAACUACAGGCAAUGCUACCAAUAGAAAACCCGUUCCAGCGAAACCAACUCAAUUGACAAGUAAUUCUACCUCUACUCUCCCCACAGGAGCUUCGCAAAUUACUACUACAAUCGACAAUGCACAAAAUGAUUCCCCGUCUACGAACGUAGAAAUUGCGGGGGAAAAUGGUCAGACACGGAACUUGGAGCCGGAAAGAAACUCGCAAAAUACACUACUCGGCGCUGUUGGGGCUCCUACUGGACCUGGACAACUAGUUGAUAUGUCUAUACAAACGACGCCCGCAUCUUCCGAGGACGCGGAUUUAUCCGGCAUGGGAGCGGGUGAGGCCAGCCAGACAUCUCAUCUAGUCUCCACGGCUACACCGACUCUCGAAGAGACACCUACUCCAAUUGGCGAAGAAGCAGCGCCGGCCGCCAAAAAGCCAAGGAAGAAAGCGGCACCGAGGAAGAAGAAGGUCCAGGUUGAAAAUGGCGAAGAACCUAGAACUGAAGUCGAGAUUCAACUGAACAGACCGCGUCAGACUCCAGGAAACACUCGGGAACGCAGGAAGAAAGAUGGUGCGGUAGCGAAGAAAAGAAAGGAUCGGGAGGGCACGCCAGAAGAUGCGGAAAAUGAAGUUAUCGAACCUGCGGUCAUGAAAAUGGCAGACCUUUGUAAAGACAUUCGCAUUGGCAAGAAGUUCAGCAAACAUGACGAACUCAAGCUGAGGCAUGCCCGAAAGAAGAUCGAUGCGCAAUUGGCCGAACGUCCUGAACUUGCUGGUUUGAUCAAUAAUGCACCAGUUGAGGGUAACGCUGAGUCUCGUGCAGAGCCUGCCGAGGAGCCUGUCAUAAUCAUGAACAAUAACGGAUUGCAAAUGCGAGUUAUAGAUGGACAGAUUGUACUGGAUGACCGCUCUUUACAAGUGGAUCGGCAUAGGCAAGCACGAGAUGAGGGUCUAGUAUUGGAAGAAAUCGAGGAGAACGAAUUCACAAGAGCCGUGAACUCUGGGCAAUAUAUGAAGCGUGCUCCAGCUGUACGGUGGGAUUCCAAUGCGAAUGAGUUAUUCUAUCAGGGUCUACGACAAUUCGGUACAGCAUUCGAAAUGAUUGCCGCGAUGUUCCCAGACCGCAAUCGAAGGCAAAUCAAGUUGAAAUUUGUACGAGAAGAACGUCAAAAUCCAGCUAAAGUCGAUCGGGCUCUUAAGGGCAAAACAGAAGAGAUUGACUUUGAAGAGUACACUCAGCUUACAGGCCAAAAAUUUGAAGAUUCAGCAGACAUCCAAGCAGAACACCAACGACUCGAAGAUGAGCACAAUGCGGAGGAGGAGAAGGUCGAAGCUGCUAAAGCGGCAGCGGAUAAGAGAAAGAAAGAAGCUAUUUCUAAGGCUGCGAGAAGAGGCCAAGGUGCCACCAGCGAUGGUGAAGAUGGACCAGAGUCGCAGAAGGAGAACGCUGGUGCUACCUUGGCAGGGAUGGGGAAGAAGAAACCAGCUAAGUCUAAGAAGUCCAACAAAGCUUCUAUGCUAGGUGGCGGGGAGGAACUCGAAAUUCUUGGGACGGUGCAAUAG